AUGUACUCUUCAUAUUUUCUAUCCAAGCGCCUCGUUUCUAUCCAUAUGUUGGCUAUACAGCUCCUCCUCAUACGCAGUGUUUCAUCCCUGAAUCUUACCAAUGCGUAUCUCAACCACAAAUGUCGCGUCAGUGAAGGGAAAUACCAGUCGGGAAGUAAAUAUGAGGAAAACCUAAACUAUCUCAUCAAAACCGUCUCUAUUAAUUUGCAGAAUGGUUUCGAGCACAUAUCUUAUGGUGAGGCUCCCAAUACAGUUGCCUUCAUAUUCCAAUGCCGAGGCGACUCCUAUGGGUCCAAGUGUCGUUCAUGCUAUGCCACCGCUGUGGCCGGGCUACGUAGGAGAUGUGAGAGAAACAAAGGGGGAAUAAUAUGGUACGACCAAUGUUUUCUCGAUGUUAGUACGAGCGAUCAACGAGCUCCAAGGAAGAUCGAUUACGAGAAUAGGUUCUCUUUGCACAACCCAAACAACAUAAACGGCGAGACAAAGUUGUUCAACAAGAAGACGGAGGAUUUUCUCUACAACUUGAUCCCGAAAGCCACCCGUUCAGCAGGGGAAGGAAACGAACCUAUAUAUUAUGCGGCGGGGGAGGAGAGGCUAGGGACGAAGAAACUGUAUGCAAUGGUGCAGUGUGCGAAAGACAUAGCCUUAUGUAAAGAUUGUUUGGAAUUGAUUAUCAGGGAGCUUUCCAAGUGCUGCCAAGGUAAACAAGGAGGGAGAGUUUUGAGUACGACCUGUAAUUUGAGGUAUGAGUUAUACCCUUUUAUUAGCACCUAA
Eutrema salsugineum is the source of this 774-nucleotide messenger RNA. RefSeq names its product putative cysteine-rich repeat secretory protein 37. The transcript is spliced from 2 exons. The record is from RefSeq and is a predicted model, not a curated record. Bases 1 to 774 code for a protein of 257 amino acids. NCBI's taxonomy places the organism in Eukaryota, Viridiplantae, Streptophyta, Magnoliopsida, Brassicales, Brassicaceae.